This is a messenger RNA of Helobdella robusta, 1887 nucleotides long. RefSeq lists its product as hypothetical. Gene Ontology annotation, biological process: calcium ion transmembrane transport. Lineage: Eukaryota; Metazoa; Annelida; Clitellata; Rhynchobdellida; Glossiphoniidae. The transcript is spliced from 18 exons. Gene Ontology annotation, molecular function: inositol 1,4,5-trisphosphate-gated calcium channel activity; inositol 1,4,5 trisphosphate binding. The record is from RefSeq and is a predicted model, not a curated record. Gene Ontology annotation, cellular component: membrane; endoplasmic reticulum. The coding region runs from base 1 to 1887 and encodes 628 amino acids.
AUGGAAACUCUAAUAUCUUCGAGAGGAUUUGUGCAGUUUUGCAUUUCUCUCAAAGGGCAUCGAGAAUCUACAGUGGCUAAAUGCCAUGAUGGAGGCUCGUGUGCCGCUAAGAGAGAUUCAGACCACUCUAUCCUUAAUCUUUAUAAUCUUCAAUUUUGUGUCGAAUGCCGUCUGUGGAUGGCCUCCAUGUUGGCAGCAGAUGCCGAAAAUGAAGAUAACAUUUCAGAGCAAAGAAGACAGCAUGGCAAGAGGGUGAGGUACGGAGAGAUCAUCCAAUUGAAGCACGUCUUCUCAAACAAGUACAUCCAUGUGAGCACAACUCAAACAAGUAGAAGAGACAAGAACAAUAUGCUGAUUUAUCUUCAAAACUUCAAUGCUAAACAUGCUCAGUUCCGACUCUUACCACGCUACAAAGUCAAAUCUGAAGGGGAGUUUGUGCAAGUGCUUGACCAAAUCAUUCUUGAAAGUUUCAAAUCCCUUGGCCAAUUCUUUCAUGCCAGCACAGCUUGGAAAAUCGACCAUUUCAACACAGGAUCCGAAUUGAAUCUUGGCAUUCAACCAGCGGGUUUCACGGUAGUCAAAAGUAGCAGACCUAGCAAAGAUAUAAAAGAUUUUGUUACGGGAGGCAGUGUAAUAAGACUGUUCCACAAAGAGUUGGAAGCAUAUUUGGUGGCAGAAGGUCUCUACGACGAUGAAGUCACGGAAGAUGUGCACUUGCGUAUUCGUGAGGUGGACCAGCUCGUCCCGAAGUCCCUCUACCCGUCGACGUCUGGCAACACGUACUGGCAGAUUGAAGGGGAGACCAGUGUUCUCAACGGUGACGUUAUCCGGUGGGAGCAGCAGAUUCGCCUGCGUCACAUGACAACUAGGCAGUACCUAUGCAUCACAUCGGCCAGGAAGGUUUCUCUCAUUGAUGAUUGGAAAGAUCCGAGAACUGUUUUUAGGUUGCAUCCUGUCAUCAAAGAAUCAGAUGAAAUUUCUUUUGAAAGUUAUUCGAGGAUUGAACACGUCAUCACUGGCUAUUGGUUGCAUGCUCUCAGAGACGAGGAAUACAUCAGAAGGCAGCAUAGAGAGAAAUCAGAUGAAAGCAAGAAUUCGAUGAAGAAUCUUCGCUGGGAUGGUGCCAGUCUGAGGAAGCGCGACUUCACCUUUCAGAUAUCAGCAAGUGGGGAGAAGAUGUACCACGAUGCUUACACGCUGCAGAAGGUGGAAGACCAACACGUGAGAUCGUUCAACUUUGUCAGUGGGAUGGCUCCAUUCCUCCUCAACCUCAUCAAGGAUGCAUUACAAGAACUGAAAUCUUUCAUGUUGAUAAAUAAUGUUGCUUCAAAAAAACAUCAAAAACUCAUGAGAAAUCUCAGAAUUAUAGAUCUCUUGGUUAAAAUUUUAAAAAGUCCUCUCCUAGGAGCCAUCGAUCAGAGUCAUUUGACCAAAGUUUUCAAAGCAGCUUACGACGUUUUGUACGUUUACAUGAUUGGAGACAGCAGAAAAAACUCGCUAUACUUUGCUAAAUACAUCGAUUUCUUUCAGACUCAAAUUACUGUCAAAAUUGGUGACAUCGGAUUGAAUGUGGCACAAAUGAUAGUUGAACUCAUCAGAGACAAUAGGAAAAUUGUCGAUCGGAUCUCUCAUGAACAAAUUGAAAUGUUUGUUAGUUUGCUGAAAAUUAAUAAGGCAAGUUUUUUUGUUUCAAAAUUUUCGAAACAUAUGCGAAUAUUUUUUUGUUACGUUAAGACAUGUCCUUUGUUCAUUUGCGUCAGAUAUUUAGACCUUCUAAAUGUACUGUGCGUAUGCGAUGGAGUGGCGAUAUCGGACAAUCAGGUGUACAUCACCGAGCACUGGCUAAGGAGGGAUGGGUGCUAUGAUUUUCCAGGAUUGCGUAUUUAG